AUGAGCCCCCUGAAUUCAGCCAUCUUUAUAAAUGCCACUAUUGCCAAUAUUGUGCAUCCUGACUUCUUUUUCAUCAGUGGUUUUGCCGGUAUUCCCCACACAGAAUACUAUUAUGUCUUCUUGUGCUCUGUUUAUGCUGUGACUGUACUGGCAAAUGCUUUUGUCAUGUGUAUGAUUUACACUGACCACUGUCUUCACAGUCCAAAAUACAUUGCAGUUUUCAAUUUGGCUCUGUCUGACAUGUGUGGAAGCACUGCUCUCGUUCCUCAGGUGAUUGACACCUUCCUGUAUAAAGCACAUUUAAUCUCUUUCGAGGCCUGCAUGACUAAUAUGUUUUUUGUUUUUUGGUUUGUCACUAUGCAGUCUUUCACUCUCACUGUUUUGUCCUAUGACCGAUGUGUUGCUAUAUGCUUUCCACUGAGAUACAAUGAGAUUGUGACAAUUAAAUCAAUAUUGGUGAUCACAGCCACAUUAUGGAUCUUUGCAGGAAUGGCCACUCUCAUAGCUGUGAGUUUUAUCAGCACACUGUCAUUCUGCAAAUCCACUGUGAUCAAUAGUUAUUUCUGUGAUCAUGGACCCAUACUCCGUUUGGCAUGCAACGAUAAUGCUCCAAGUUCUGUAAUUAAUUUAACAAAUCCUCUUGUGAUUCUGUGGUGUCCAGUAUUUUUUAUCACAGGCACAUACAUUUGCAUAGCUAGGGCAUUAUUAAAAAUCGCAGCAGCCUCAGAGCGCCUCAAAGCCAUGAAAACCUGCACCUCUCAUUUGAUCUUGGUGAGUGUGUUUUAUCUUCCUUUAUGCUUCUCGUUUGCACUGGCCUCUAUUAUUCACCAGAAUGCCAGGAUUAUUAACAUGUCUCUAUCCACUCUAAUGCCGCCUAUGUUGAAUCCAAUCAUUUACUCACUGAAGACUGAAGAUUUCAGAGAAUCCAUUAAAAAGCUUUACAGAAGAAAGAAGAUACACAUCACUCUAAGAAAUAAUUAA
Messenger RNA from Conger conger (European conger), 981 nucleotides. Its product is annotated as olfactory receptor 1F1-like. Gene Ontology annotation, cellular component: membrane. Gene Ontology annotation, biological process: G protein-coupled receptor signaling pathway. Gene Ontology annotation, molecular function: olfactory receptor activity; G protein-coupled receptor activity. The transcript has a single exon. The coding region runs from base 1 to 981 and encodes 326 amino acids. Lineage: Eukaryota; Metazoa; Chordata; Actinopteri; Anguilliformes; Congridae. The record is from RefSeq and is a predicted model, not a curated record.